AUGAAGACUCGCGCGGAGGCCGGCCACGAUGGCGCGAGUGGUUUCGCCGCACGCAUGACAAGAUCCUCCGCAUGCUCCUCUGCCGUUUCGAUCGCUCGCAAACCGACCAAGCUCACGACGGGGCCUUCGCCAGCGGAGAACGAAGCAGCUCCCGCGCGAGCUCCCCGAUCGAGGAGAUGUUGGCACGCCGACGCCAAAGACGAGAGGCAAUCAUGCGACGUCCACGCAGAAGCUCAAACGAAGAGACGGCAUGAGAGGGCCAAAAAGAGCUACAGCAGGAUACACCGUGACAUGAUGGACACUCUCAAUUGCUCUUGCGACAGCAAAGCCACUGGCAACGACAGUAGUAGCGAUCGUGGACCAGCGCAAGGGCAGCAGAUGUGGAAGAGGAGCGGCAUUGUUGGCUGGAAAGCUGAACGGUGUUCCAAGGCGGACAGCAAGGCGAAGCAGAACCGGCAGCAGAAUGAGCGUGGACAGGGGAUGCACCGACAGCAAAGAUACAAGAGCAGGGCGACGUGGAAGGCAGACAUCGGAUACCUGGUUGGAUUUUGCACCAUCCCGGAGAUUAACACACACCGGGAUGCAAACAGCGCCGAGCAGCAGCAAGCUGGCCAAACCUCAUGCGCAUACCCACGGGCGAGGUCCAGUAGAAGGCCGGCGGUGACUGGCUACUCUACUGAGUGUGAGGCUGAGCAGAGAGCCAGGAGCAUGUCGAGAUGGACGGAUUCACAUUCCCCUGCUCCGGCAUCAUGCAUUAGGAGUGCGAUGAUGAAUUAG
This is a messenger RNA of Lecanosticta acicola, 777 nucleotides long. NCBI's taxonomy places the organism in Eukaryota, Fungi, Ascomycota, Dothideomycetes, Mycosphaerellales, Mycosphaerellaceae. The record is from the annotation of a GenBank genome assembly.